This is a messenger RNA of Cyprinodon tularosa, 1686 nucleotides long. Its product is annotated as tripartite motif-containing protein 16-like. Bases 1 to 1671 code for a protein of 556 amino acids. The transcript has a single exon. Lineage: Eukaryota; Metazoa; Chordata; Actinopteri; Cyprinodontiformes; Cyprinodontidae. The record is from RefSeq and is a predicted model, not a curated record. Gene Ontology annotation, molecular function: zinc ion binding; protein binding.
AUGGCACAGCAAGGAAAUAAUGUGGAGUCUGAAAAAUGUUCUUGUUCAAUUUGUCUGGAUUUACUAAAGGAUCCGGUGACUAUUCCAUGUGGACACAACUACUGUAUGGACUGUAUUAAAGACCACUGGGACAGAGAAAAUCAGAGGAGGAUCUACAGCUGCCCUCAGUGCAGGAAGGAGUUCAUACCGAGGCCUGGACUGGGGAAAAACAUCAUAUUAGCAGAAUUAGUGGAGGAUCUAAAGAGGACUGGACUCCAGGCUGCUGCAGCUGAUCACUGCUAUGCUGGACCUGAAGAUGUGGCCUGUGAUAUCUGCACUGGGAGGAAGAGGAAAGCUGUGAAGUCCUGUCUGGUUUGUAUGGCUUCAUACUGUGAGAAUCACCUCCAACCUCACUAUUAUGCUCCUACUGUUAACAAACAUAAAAUUAUUGCAGCUUCUGCUAAGCUACAGAAGAACAUUUGCUGUCGUCACGAUGAGGUGAUGAAGAUCUUCUGUCGUACUGAUCAGCAGUGUAUCUGUUAUCUCUGCACCAUGGAUGAACAUAAAGGCCAUGAAACAGUCCCAGCUGCAGCAGAAAGGACUGAGAAGCAGAAGGAGCUCCAGGAGAGACGACAACAAAUCCAGCAGAGAAUCCAGGACCAGGAGAAAGAUGUGAAGCUGCUUCAACAGGAGGUGGAGGCCAUCAAUGGCUCUGCUGAAAAAGCAGUGAACGACAGUGAGAAGAUCUACAAUGAGCUGAUCCAUCCGAUCCAGAAAAGAAGCUCUGAUGUGAAGCAGCAGAUCAGAUCCCAGCAGGAAACUGAAGUGAGUCGAGUCAAAGAGCUUCAGAAGAAGCCGGAGCAGGAGAUCACUGAGCUGAAGAGGAAAGAUGCUGAGCUGGAGAAGCUCUCAAUCACAAAGGAUCACACCCAGUUUCUCCAGAACUACCCCUCACUGUCAGCACUCAGUGAGUCUACACACUCAUCCAGGAUCAAUAUUCGUCCUCUGAGAUACUUUGAGGAUGUGACAGCAGCUGUGUCAGAGCUCAGAGAGAAACUAGAGGACAUCCUGAGAGACACAGGGACAAACAUCUCAGUGGCAGUCCCUAAUAUGGAGGGUUUACUGUCAGAACCAGAUACUGAACCAAAGAUCAGAGCUGAAUUCUUGAAAUAUUCACAAGAAAUCACCCUGAAUCCAAACACAGCAAAUAUAUUUCUAUCAUUAUCUGAGGGGAACAGAAAAGUAACAUAUAUGAAACAGCAGUCUUAUCUUGAUCAUCCAGAAAGAUUUACUGAUGAGUACCAGGUCCUUAGUAGAGAGAGUCUGACUGGACGUUGUUACUGGGAGGUGGAGUGUGGAGGAAAAGGAGUUUACAUAGCAGUUUCAUACAAAAACAUUAUUAGAGCAGGCGAAUCAAAUGAAUGUGCCUUUGGACUCAACAGUAAUUCUUGGACAAUACGAAAUGACACAAGCCGUUACCUAUUUUACCACAACAACAUUCCAGUAAUAGGUCCAGUUUCCUUCAGAAUAGGAGUGUAUCUGGAUCACAGAGCAGGUAUUCUGUCUUUCUACAGAGUUUCUGAAACCAUGACUCUCCUCCAUAGAGUCCAGACCACAUUCACUCAGCCUCUAUAUGCUGGGGUUAGACUAAAUUAUGAAGGGUCCUCUGCUGAAUUCCUAAAACCGAAAUAGUGAAAAUUCAUCUUU